Cryphonectria parasitica EP155 is the source of this 2226-nucleotide messenger RNA. RefSeq lists its product as uncharacterized. NCBI's taxonomy places the organism in Eukaryota, Fungi, Ascomycota, Sordariomycetes, Diaporthales, Cryphonectriaceae. The annotation marks the transcript as partial. The transcript has 7 exons. The record is from RefSeq and is a predicted model, not a curated record.
AUCCUGCCCCUGCGAGGCCUCGACCUCCCAACCAGGCCCUUAAGCCAGCGCCGCGCCCUCGCCUGGUCCAGCGAUGCCGAGCUUGCUGUCGCUGCAGACGACUCGGUGCUCAUCUACGUCCCUGAGUUCCCUAUCCUAGACCCUGCCCGCCCGGGGCUGAUGUCUGAGGACAGCGAUGAUGGCGAUCCCGACGACGAUGACGAGGGCGGCAGCAGCGUGAAGCUCAACGCUGCGGCGGGCGCCGCUGGUGCUCUGGAUGGAGACGACGAGCAAUUGCCCAGAUGUCAGUUUUCUGAGGUCUGGCGGCAUCUCCCCAUCUCGCACCCGCCUCUGCACCCGGACCUGAACAGGCACGUGUGGGAAGCUGCUGGGCGGGAAAUGCCUGUGAUUCAUCACGGCCCCGCCGGGGUAGGCGGCGAUGCGCAUGCCAACGGCCAUAACGGAGGUGCAGCGUGGGGCAAGGCGCAGGAGCAGCCGGCGAGAAAUGAAGAAGGCGAAAGGAGAGAAGAGAAGGGAGAGGGGACAGUGGUGGCCCGCCAUCCAGGCGCCGGAGUCGGCAUCAUAGGGGCCUCUGGCGCAAGUAUGAACCAUGUGGUCGCGGUGGGCUGGUCACCUGCUGGCAUAGGGCGGAACGGACGGCCCGUGCUGGCCGUGCUGACGGGAGUAGGGAGUCUGGCCGUAUAUGGCGAGGGCGGUCCAGCACCCUUUGGCAGCACAGCGAGGCCGUUGCGGAACCUAGGCGCUGGACGAGGCGCUGCGAGGGACCUGCAGAGUUGGGUGGUGCUGUGGGCGGUGGGCGAGAACUUUGUGGUUCCGGGCCAGGAGGAGUAUGGAUAUGGCGAGUUCGUAAAGGCUUUUGCGUGGUGCAGGGAGGUUGGCGGUGGGAGGGCGCUGCUGGCAUAUCUGAAUGAUGUGAGGGAGCUGGUGGUGCUGUCCGUGGGGACGACUUUUAGGAAGAGGGAGACGGACGGGCUCGAAGAGGCCAUUUGGAAUGUCCAGGAGGUGAUGCGGUUGGAGGCUGCAGGCCCACAUGGACAUCUUGAUAUUUAUGACCCGGACUUUGUGCCAUCUGACUCAAGCUAUUGCCUUCGCUGGAGUCCUUGGGUCAAGGACAGACAGAACUGGUCAUGUCUGCUCUCCUACAUGGACAGGCACUAUGUCGGUUUCAAGCGGAUCUCAGUCGACAUCUCGACGUGGGAGCCGCAGGAGGCACCAGAGAUAUCGUAUGACCCAGAAGACUGGGAAGGUCGCUGCGUCCAUCUCGGGCCGGAUGCCUUCCUAGAGUUUGAAGACAUGAUCUGGCAUGUGAACAACCAAAAGCUCUGUCGCGGCAUCAUCGCCACGCCCUGGCCGAUGGCUUUUGGUACCGAGAAGGGCGAGGAUAAUGACAUCAACGACGACGAUGAUGAUGACGACGACGACGAAGACGAGGAUGAAGACGCAGCGUUUGACCCAUGGGCAAGAGAAGGCCCGGACGUGCACCCGUUUCGCGUGAGGAUCUGGGGCAUUGCAAUGAGCCCCGGCGGCGGGACCACAGCGGUACUAUCGUCGAGCCAGCUGGCGGUCAGGCCAGAGAAGGGCACGUGGCGCGCCCACCGGAGCCGUGUGGUCUUUGAGUCCCAGGGUUGCCGCGCCACAGUAGCAGCACCGCUAGCAGUCAAGAAGAAGGCGACCCCUCCUCCUGAUGCCAUGGAGGUGGACCACGAGGAAGACAGCGGGCAGCAGCAGCUGGAUAUGGCGGUGGCGGCGGCGGCGGCAAUCAGUGUCGCCAACGUCGAAGGCCUGUCGACGGAAGCGAGGGUGUGGGAGUGGAUGUACGGUGGCGGGGACGGCGUGCCAGGCCUCACCCCUAGGACAGCCACGGAUGGGAAAGACAACGACAACGAGGAUACCGCUAUGAGGACCCCUAGAAAAAUUGCCCAGGAGCGAAGAGAUGCAGAGGCAGCAGCGCGCAGGCAGCACAUCUUGGACAUUUUCGCGCCCCACGUGGCCCGGCAGACGUGCACCAUCUGCGCCGACGGCAUGACCAAUAACGAUGCCACCACCGCCAAGGAGUGGCCCCUCGAUUGCUUCUGCGAGAACGGCCACCGCGUCGCGGUCUGUGGGGCGUCUGGGCUGGCGAUCACGGAGCCGCAGACCUCGCGGUGCUGUGGGGUGUGCCAGUCACGGUGUCUGAACGUCGACUUCCUCGUGGACAGGGUGCUGGUUCCGGCAGCGGCGGCGGAG